Molecule: messenger RNA, 906 nt
Organism: Symphalangus syndactylus (siamang)
Lineage: Eukaryota; Metazoa; Chordata; Mammalia; Primates; Hylobatidae
Gene: PTTG1IP2
Product: PTTG1IP family member 2
Biological process (GO): protein import into nucleus
Cellular component (GO): cytoplasm; nucleus
Source: RefSeq, a predicted model, not a curated record
CCUCAGGACCCAGGGCUGUGGUAGGUCACAGUCUCUGAGCGGGUCUCAGUAUCCAACACUGUAGCUGGUGCCCGCCAGGUUCCCAGUGGCUGGGGUCACCAGGUCUGAAGAGAGAUGUGCUGGCUGCGGGUGUGGGGCCAGAUCCUUCUGCCAGUUUUCCUCUCCCUCUUUCUCAUCCAAUUGCUUGUCAGCUUCUCAGAGAAUGGUUUUAUCCACAGCCCCAGGAACAAUCAGAAACCAAGAGACGGGAAUAAAGAGGAAUGUGCUGUAAAGAAGAGUUGUCAAUUGUGCACAGAAGAUAAGAAAUGUGUUUGGUGUAGUGAAGAAAAAGCGUGCAAAAAAUACUGUUUUCCAUAUUUCGGAUGUCGAUUCAGUUCUAUAUAUUGGUUAAACUGUAAAGUUGACAUGUUUGGAAUCGUGAUGCUUCUACUCAUUGCAAUAUUAAUUACAGGAUUCGUUUGGUACUGCUGCGCCUGUCACUUUUACCUGCAGGAGUAUGCUCAUUUUAUCCUUAUUAAGAAUGCACUUUGGGGUAGUAUCAUUGAAGAGAAUACUGAGCUAGUCAUCAGGAAAUGUUUUGCCUUUUUUAUGUAAUAAAAAUAAUAUAUCCACAUGGUAAGGAAGAAAAGUCCAAAAAGUACGGAAAUUGUAAAAUGAAAAAAAAAAAAGUUUAACUUUCUCAUCCCCCACUCCACCUCUAACACUGUCUUCCCAGAAGUAAUCCUUUUAGUAUGGUUCUAUUUGUUGUUCUUCUGUAGUUACCUCCAUAUAUUUGAUUUUGAUGGUUAUGUUUUCUUUUCAUGAUUUAUUAAUUUUAGAUGUUAUCUAUUGACCCCCAAUCAUUAAAGCAGAAAAACUUACCUUGCACUAUACACAUUUUUUUUUUUUUUUGCUAUUAGUAGGUAU